UUUACCACUAAAUAGAGAUGAAUAUUAUAUGAUCACAGCAGGAAAUUCUUUGGCACCGAGUCAGGUAUUCAGGUAGAACAGGUUGUUUUAGCUCGACAUCGUCAAGAAUUCAUCACUUUUUCAUGGGACAUGUUCAUCUUCGCAUUAUUGUUCGCUUCCAACAUUUUUCUAUUCGAGCUUCCCUUGUUCCUUUUAUCCUUUUAUCGAGCAUAAUGACGCGAAUCGAGCUUGAAUUCAUAUGCAACGUCAAGCAGUUCCGCUAUCUCAGUCCACCUGCCGAGCUUGUCCCAGGAAGGAGGAAUUGUUAUGGUUGAGUGAUUAGUACUUUUUGAAUGGUGAUUAGUACCUGCCCAGCAAAACCCAAAAAGGAAUUGUUAUGGUUGAGUGAUUAGUACUUUUUGAAUGGUGAUUAGUACGCAAUUAGUAUACGCCUUUUUCCCGAUGUCAUAAACUGUUUUUUCCAUGAAUAGAAAUCACAUUGCAAUCACAGGUACAUAUUGGCAGUUGAUUGACAUUCGGUAGACAGAAAAACCAGGAGAAAGAAAUGGUCAAAUCACCCAAAUUAGGCCCUUUGAGAACCACCACUCGAGCCUUUUCUUUUUUAUCCCAAAUACUUCACCUCCUUCAUUCUCUUAUAUUACUCUCCUCUUCCCCUCCCUCCUCUUAUCAGGAAGGGCAGGGGCCAUAGACAUUACAAACACAACAAUGGGUUCUUCUUCUUCUAAGCUCUGGCUGAUUGUCCUGCUUUUGGGCUUGGCCAUGAUAGCUGAGGCAGCAACAUCAAUGACUAGUGAUGAUUCAUGGGUUCUAUCUCAUGUGGGUGACAGAGUUGAGGAUGAAACUGAGAUGCUGAUGGAGUCUGAGAUAAGUCGUCGUACUCUUGGAGGAAGAGGAGGAAAAUACAUAAGCUAUGAAGCACUCAGGGCCAAUAAUGUUCCAUGUAAUCGUCGCGGCCAGUCUUACUACUACUGCACCAGGAGGACAAGGGCUAAUCCUUACAGACGCGGUUGCAGCGCCAUCACCCGUUGCAAACGAUACACUCGUUAAAGUAUUGACAUGGAUUUGGUGUUUGCGGUUUGCCAGAUUUCUUUGUCUAAUUCAUUCUCUUCCAUAUUUGGUGGGUGAUCUAUUAUAUGUUACAAUUGUUUUAUGUAUUAUUUUUCUAAACUGAGCUGCUGGUGUCUGAAGAUGUAAUCUAUCUAAUAGUUUAUGUUUUUAAAUUAUCUGAAUUGAACUGCUGGUGUCUACAUUGUUGAUAUCUGGUGCAAAUAAAGAUGUAAGACUUUGAA
Molecule: messenger RNA, 1289 nt
Organism: Tripterygium wilfordii
Lineage: Eukaryota; Viridiplantae; Streptophyta; Magnoliopsida; Celastrales; Celastraceae
Product: protein RALF-like 4
Exons: 1
Coding region: 706-1047 (113 amino acids)
Source: RefSeq, a predicted model, not a curated record